Messenger RNA from Zootermopsis nevadensis, 3037 nucleotides. RefSeq names its product TATA-box binding protein associated factor 5 (gene Taf5). Gene Ontology annotation, cellular component: transcription factor TFIID complex. Gene Ontology annotation, biological process: transcription initiation at RNA polymerase II promoter. NCBI's taxonomy places the organism in Eukaryota, Metazoa, Arthropoda, Insecta, Blattodea, Termopsidae. The record is from RefSeq and is a predicted model, not a curated record. Gene Ontology annotation, molecular function: RNA polymerase II general transcription initiation factor activity; protein binding.
GGUAUAUUCUGUGGUUGGCAUUCGUGUAAGUGUAAUGGCGGAGGAGUGAUUGUAUAAGGUGUCAGUAAAUCACAAAAUGCAGUCUUCAGUGCCAGAAACUGCAGGAAAUAAACAUGCAUCAGACAGAAAUACGUUAUUGGCUAUUGCACAGAUAUUAAGGAAGUACAAUUUGAAGAACACAGAGGAGUUGCUGAAGAGGGAGGCAAACCUCACAGAUGUAGGAAGCACCGAGGAUACGUCACAGACUGACUCGGAAGUGAGUAGUGUGCUGUCCGCAUACAAAAGCGAGGGAGACCCUGAAGUGUAUGUAGGUGCUUAUACAGAGCUGAAGAGAUUUGUUGAGGGAGCACUGGAUAUUUACAAGCAUGAGCUAGGUAUGAUCCUUUAUCCAGUGUUUGUGCAUAUGUAUCUGGAACUAGUUUAUAAUGGCCAUGAAGAGCAGGCGAUACAACUCAUGGAGCGAUUUGGCCCUGAUCAGGAAGAAUAUUACCAAGCUGACCUCAAGCGAUUGUCACACGUAACAAAGAAGGACCACAUGAAGGGCAAUGAACUCACAGAUACAUUCAAGUCAAGUGAGUUUAUCAUCCGCAUGUCAAGGGACACACUAUCAAUCCUGAAGAGACACUUACAGGAGAAAAAGCACAGUGUAGUCCUUAACAUCAUCCAGGAGCACUUAUACUUUGAUAUGUAUGAGGGAGUAGCACGCAACAAACAACAGAUAGAAGCCACUGCUGGUGCUGUGGUGGGAGAGGCUACUCGGCAGGAUAACAAGGCUAAGGUGUACUACGGGCUGCUGAAGGAGCCUGACAUCCAGUACCUGCCUGUGGAGGAGGAGGAGGACGGUGAAGGCGAUGGCACAGACAAGCCCAAGAAGAAGAAGGCCAAGAAGGACCCGCUAUUCUCCAAGAAAACCAAGUCUGACCCAAAUGCUCCUCCAAUUGACAGGAUACCGCUUCCAGACUUGAAAGAUGCUGAUAAGUUGGAGAAGGUGAAGGCCUUGCGGGAGGCAUCCAAGAGAAUGACCCUGAGCCCUGAUACGCUCCCCUCAGUAUGUUUCUACACGCUUCUCAACUCAGCUGGAGUAGUGACAAGCGCAGAAGUGUCUGAGGACUCCAGUCUGUUAGCAGUGGGGUUCACAGACUCCAUCAUCAAGAUCUGGACGCUGGUUCCCCAAAAACUACGAGCGAUGAAGUCUGCAGAACAACUGCAGGACAUUGAUCGAGAGGCCGACGAUGUACUGGUUCGCAUGAUGGAUGACCGCUCAGCUGAAACAUGUAGAACACUCCAUGGGCAUAAUGGUCCGGUGUACCGUGUGGCAUUCAGUCCGGAUAGAACGCUGUUAUUGUCCUGUUCGGAGGAUACAACAGUUCGACUGUGGAGCCUUCAGACUUGGACAUGUCUUGUUUGCUAUAAGGGCCACAUCUUCCCUGUGUGGGAUGUGCGGUUUGCUCCUCACGGCUACUACUUUGCCACUGCUGGCCAUGACAAGACAGCCCGUCUGUGGGCCACUGACCAGCAUCAGCCCCUGCGAAUAUUCGCAGGUCAUUUUUCUGAUGUCGAUUGUGUCCAGUUCCAUCCCAACAACAAUUAUGUGGCAACUGGCUCCAGUGAUCGAACGGUUAGGCUGUGGGAUUGCGUUACAGGGAACCAUGUACGACUCAUGACAGGGCACAAGGCUCCAAUUUACUCCUUGUGCUUCUCAGUGGAGGGGCGCUUUCUGGCAUCAGCCGGCGCAGACUCGAGAGUCCUGCUGUGGGAUCUGGCACAUGGCCACUUGGUAGCAGAACUAACAGGCCACAAGGGUCCCAUACACUGUCUUGCUUUCAGUCGGGAUGGACACAUCCUCACCUCAGGAUCACAGGAUUGUUCAGUCAAGCUCUGGGACUUCUCACGGCUGGCAGAGGAGAUGGUACUUGAGGAUGUUAAUAUCUCACACAAUCCAGACAUCAAAAAGAGUGACAGCUAUUUGCUACGAUCGUAUGGCACCAAGAACUCCGCUCUUCUCCACUUGCACUUUACAAGACGCAAUGUACUGCUGGCCGUAGGAAUAUACGAGGGUUCUUAAUACUACUUUACAGACCUCUCAGUACAAAACAAUAUGGGAUUGUCUUUAUUGAAAUGGUGAUAUCCAGAUGAUCAAGAAAUUCCCUGCUUGUAUGGGUCCAGAAUGUUCAUCAUCUUGUUCAAAAAAAGUCAAGCUGAACCACGUUCUGAAUCUGUUCAAUCCAGUACUCAACUUCACAUCCUUUUUUAUGUUCAUUUUAAUAUUACCUUCCCUAUGUCUCCCAGAGACUGUCUUUCCCAGAAGUGUACUGGCUAACAUGUAACAACCAAUUCUUACACCUCUUCCGCCUGCCCUUUGUAGUUUUAAAACAAAAUCUGGCAGAGAAAAGCAUUUAAAUGUCACAGGUGAGAAGAAAAAGCAAAGGGAGUGAAUACUGAGAGGGCAGCAACACAUCAGUAAUUGAUACAUUUCGUAUAAUGAUCAAUCAAAGAAAGUGUUUGUAUAAAUGCAUUCUCAAUAUAGCUGGUAACCACGUUGGAGCAAUCAUUGCUCUAUCGUGCCAAAGCCUUAAAUAAUAAAAGGGCGUCCUUAUCUCAACCUCUGUUUCCUUGUGUAAGGAAAACAUAACAUUCACCCUGCACUCCUACUGGAAGUGGAAACAGAAAUCGCACAUCGGAGUAAACUAGCAUCAAACUGUCCCACAUGUUACAUCUUCCAACUUCUAUCUGUCUGUCUGUCUGAAUCCAAAGCCAGUGGAUAAGAGUUGAAAGAUACAUCCAGUUUUAUUAAUAUGUUCUUUGCAAUUUUGUGAAAUGUGGGUACACAAACAUAGUCUCUUUAUUGAGUGUUCAUGUUAUGCACUUUGUGCAAAGAACAUACACAUAUUACUACUGUAGAUACUUGUCACAAUAAUAGAAAUAUGCAAAUUAUGAAGAAAGUCUUUCACCAUACGCUCCAUUAGAGUGACACACUUUAUUUGCUAUCAUUAUUGGUGUUAAAACAAGUCCGGCAGUAAAUUGAAAGUUUUACUUU